Messenger RNA from Botrytis fragariae, 1545 nucleotides. RefSeq names its product putative flavin-binding monooxygenase-like family protein. The record is from RefSeq and is a predicted model, not a curated record. Bases 1 to 1545 code for a protein of 514 amino acids. NCBI's taxonomy places the organism in Eukaryota, Fungi, Ascomycota, Leotiomycetes, Helotiales, Sclerotiniaceae. Gene Ontology annotation, molecular function: NADP binding; flavin adenine dinucleotide binding; N,N-dimethylaniline monooxygenase activity. The transcript is spliced from 2 exons.
AUGGAGUUACUAUAUCCCAUAUUUCAUCCCUUCCUCUUUCUUUACCGAGUGUGGCAAUACUUUCUCGCCAAACUCCUUUCUCCUUCACCACCGGUUGACGGUCAAAAACUUGGAAGACCCAAGAUUGCAAUUAUUGGUGCUGGAUUGACGGGUGUUUCUGCUGCUUCUCACUGUGUUGGUCAUGGAUUUGAUGUGCAGAUUUUUGAGGCUGGCCCCAGAAGUCAAUUGGGUGGUAUAUGGAGUAGAGUUAACAGCACAUCUGGUCUACAAAUCCAUUCGUUAAUGUAUCGAUUCCAUCCCUCCGUUCAAUGGAAAGGUGGUUAUCCAAAUCAACAACAAAUUGUAUCUCAAAUUACCGAACUCUGGAAACGCUAUGGUCUAGAGGAGAAAACAAAGUUUGAUACUAAAGUCGAGAAAGUAUAUCAAGACGACAAAGGAAGAUGGAUAAUCAACAAUACAUCAGAAGGACGAUUCGAAGGUAUUAUUGCAGCUGUUGGUACUUGCGGAGAGGCAAAAAUUCCACAUAUUCCUGGGAUGGAUAAAUUCAAGGGAGAGAUAUAUCAUUCAAGCGAUCUAACGGGCAAAGAUGCAAAAGGAAAGAAAAUCAUCGUCAUUGGAGGUGGUGCAAGUGCAGUCGAGGCACUAGAAUUUGCAACGCACGAAGAAGCGGCUGAGACGACAAUUCUGGCCAGGAGUGAUAAAUGGAUCAUCCCUCGGAAUGCUGUCGUAGACAUGCUACUCGCGUUGAAUAUUUUUGGACAAGAAACUUUCUUGAGCUGGAUACCAGAGAUGCUGCUUAAGAAGUUCUUUUACAGAGAUCUGGAAGAUCUUGCUCCAGCCGAUAAAGGCAUUUUUACAGGUACCCCUAUGGUCAAUUCGGACGUGAUGGAUAAAAUCCGCGAAGGAAAAGCAGAAUGGCUACGGGGAGAUAUCAAGGGAUUCACUGAAGAUGGAAUCAAUUUCAAUCUCCGAGCAAAAGGUGUUCCUCCCGGUGGCCCUGGAAAAACAAAGCUCGUAAAGGGCGAUAUUGUUGUAAUGGCAACUGGAUUCGAGCGACCAUCUCUUGAUUUCCUCCCGCCCGACACAUUCCAGGAUCCUUACACACCACCAAACUGGUAUCUUCAAACCUUCCCUCCCUCACAUCCUUCCGUCUGUUGCAACAAUUGCACUUACGUCAAUGCCAUCGGGGCAGUAGGCAACUGGCACAUUGGAAUUUACACACGUAUCCUUCUUAUGUUUCUAUCGGAUCCCCUUACAAGACCAAGACCCUUCUGGAUGGAACGCUGGAUCGAUAUGACAAGAAUUUUGAAGAAGUUCAGCCCAACAGGUGCCUUUGAUUUCUUUACGUAUCUAGAAUUAGUAUGGUGGUUCACUUUUUGCAUUGCGAUCAAUCCAUUCAGAUGGAAGUGGGCCAUUUUUGUAUUUACUGGGCUUGGAAGGGGGUUACCGAGAAGAGUUGUGGAGGCGGAGGAUAAGUUGAGAGGAUCAUUGGGGUGGAGUAAUGGACAUAGUGAUGAGAAUUAUGACAAGGGAAGCAGUUUUUGA